AUGCGCGGCGAAAUCUGUCAUCUUCACCUCGGCCAGGCUGGUACCCAGUUGGGUAACGCUGCGUGGGAGCUUUACCUGCACGAACACGGCUUGUUGCCCGAUGGUAAGAGAGAUCCCGAUGUCACCGAGGACAUCAGCCAGAGCAGCUCUUAUGAGACCCUUUUCACCGAGACCGGAAACGGCAAAUACGUCCCUCGUUCUAUCUUUGUCGACCUUGACCCUUCGCCUAUCGACGAGAUACGCACUGGUACCUACCGCCAUCUGUUCCACCCCGAGCAACUGAUAAGCGGAAAAGAGGACGCCGCCAACAACUAUGCUCGUGGCCACUAUACCAUCGGCAAGGCGCUCGUGGAGAGCAUUGUUGACCGAAUCCGCCGUGUGGUCGAUAACUGCUCUUCCCUUCAGGGAUUCUUGAUAUUUCGCUCUAUCGGCGGUGGGACUGGCUCUGGGUUCGGUGCCCUGCUGCUGGAGCGGCUUUCUGCCGAGUACGGGAAGAAGUCGAAGCUAGAGUUUGCGGUCUACCCGUCUCCUCUCGUGGCAACGGCCGUGGUGGAACCAUACAAUGCUGUCUUAUCCACUCAUAGCUCUAUUGUAAACUCCGAAUGCAAUUUUCUCGUUGACAACGAGGCUAUUUUCGAUAUUUGUAAGCGCAACCUUGACAUCCCUUGCCCUGGAUAUGAUCACCUCAACCGUCUCAUCGCCCAGGUUGUUAGCUCUGUCACGGCUAGCUUGCGUUUCAAUGGUGCCCUCAACGUCGACUUAAACGAGUUUCAGACCAACCUCGUGCCGUUUCCACGUGUUCACUACCCUCUUAUUUCAUAUGCUCCUGUCAUCUCCAGGAAACGCAGUGGCCACGAGAGCUUCAAAGUCAAGGACCUCACCUUUCAGUGUUUUGAACCUAACAACCAGAUGGUUGUUUGCAAUCCUCACAAUGGCAAGUACAUGGCGGUAGCUCUUCUAUACCGAGGCGAUGUUAUACCUUAUGACUGCACCCAGGCUGUAGCUGAGGUCAAGGCCAAGGCGUCUUUCAACCUAGUUGAGUGGUGUCCAACCGGUUUCAAGCUCGGCAUCAAUUACCAGAAGCCUGUAAGUGUACUCGAUAGCGAGCUUGCUUCCGUCGACCGCUCAGUCACUAUGCUCUCUAACUCCACCUCUAUCGCCGAGGCCUUUGGUCGUCUCGAUCACAAGUUUGACCUUAUGUACACCAAACGUGCUUUCGUCCACUGGUAUGUGGGCGAGGGUAUGGAGGAAGGCGAAUUCUCCGAGGCUCGCGAGAACUUGGCGGCUCUGGAGCAGGAUUACAAGGAGGUCGCCGAUGAUACUGUCGGCUUAGACCGGGACAUGGAUCUCGAGUACUGA
Molecule: messenger RNA, 1359 nt
Organism: Penicillium antarcticum
Lineage: Eukaryota; Fungi; Ascomycota; Eurotiomycetes; Eurotiales; Aspergillaceae
Product: tubulin alpha chain
Exons: 7
Coding region: 1-1359 (452 amino acids)
Biological process (GO): microtubule cytoskeleton organization; mitotic cell cycle
Cellular component (GO): cytoplasm; microtubule
Molecular function (GO): structural constituent of cytoskeleton; GTP binding
Source: RefSeq, a predicted model, not a curated record